Messenger RNA from Chelmon rostratus (copperband butterflyfish), 1578 nucleotides. It is a transcript of the gene cfap53, whose product is annotated as cilia and flagella associated protein 53. The coding region runs from base 25 to 1578 and encodes 517 amino acids. The transcript has 8 exons. The record is from RefSeq and is a predicted model, not a curated record. Lineage: Eukaryota; Metazoa; Chordata; Actinopteri; Chaetodontiformes; Chaetodontidae.
CGUCAGAGUGUCAGACCUGAUAAAAUGCUGCCGAGUCACAGAGGGACCCGGUGCCGAGAGGCCACCGGACCGACCCCUCACUCAGUGUCUGUGAGAGCCAAGUUCCCGUCCUCCAGGCCCGCAGACCAGCUGUUCCCGGCCAGGAAGAAACGGGACGCCGCCCGAGACCGGGUCCUGGAGUUCGCCAAGGACCAGCAGACCUGCGACAUGAAGAACUCCUGGCUGAAGAGUUCAGACGGUCGUUUCCAGAGACGAACCAUCGAGAGGGAAGUCCGAUCUGCUCUGAACCAGCAGGAAGUCCACGUCCAGGAGCGGAGAGACAGACUGCAUGCGCUGCUGGAGGCGGAGGAGCAGCAGCUGCAGCAGGAGAUGGAGGAGAAGAUGGAGUCCCCGGAGGAGAGACGGGCGAAGAUGAGAGAACAAACUAAAGCUCUGAGAGAGAGGAGAGAGACAGACAGACUGCAGCUGGUCUCAGAGAAGCAGGAACAACUGUUCAGGGAGCGGUGUGAGGAGCUGCGGACCGUCCAGAGCCGGCGCACAGAGCGGCAGGUGUGUCUGGAGCGAGCCGCUCAGGUGAGAGGCCGUCAGGAGCGGCUGCAGCGGCGGCAGCUGGAGGAGAAGAUGGUACACGAACUGCUGGAGUCCGACCGCAGAGCCAAAGAGGAGCACGAGGCCCAGGUGGUGCAGAGGCGGCGACAGAGAGACCUGCAGCAGCUGGACUUCAUCAGGACUCAGAUGGAGGAAGCAGAGCAGCAGAGACAGCAGCUCAGACAGCUGAGAGAGGAGGAGGCCGCGCUCAUGCUGCAGCAGCAGCGCGAGCGGCGGCUGCAGGAGCAGCUGCAGCAGCAGCAGAAGCUGCGGGACCAGCAGACCGCCCGCCGUCAGCUGGACCGGGGCGUCCGGCUGAAGACCGAGCGGCUGGCCAGAGAGCGGCAGGACGAGCUGCAGCUGGACUCCGACAUCCUGCAGCAGCUGCUCAAACAGGAAACCGAGGAGAGACAGGAAGCUGCUCAGAGGAAGGCUAAGCUGUGUGAGGAGCAGCUGAAGAACCGGCAGAACGUGUGUGAUGAGCUGCAGAGGCAGAGGAGGGAGGAGGAGCGGCUGCUGGAGGAGAAGCUGAAGGAGGUCUGGACUAAACGAGAUGAGCAGAGACGGCUGCAGGGGGAGGCCAGGAAGCGGCUGGUGGAGGAGGUGACGGAGGCUCAGAGGCUGCAGAUCCAACAGAAACGGGACAUGAACAUGCAGAAACAAGUGGAGCUGUCCACAGAGAGAGACGAGCUGAUCAGAGCGAUGGACGAGAUGAAGCUGAAGGACGAAGACGAGAAAAGACGGAAGAGGCAGGCCUGCGAGGCGUAUCAGGCCGACCUGAGGGCUCAGAUGAAGCAGCAGCAGCAGCUCCAGAGCGAGCAGAGAGCUCAGGCUGAGAGGGAGUACCAGCAGGGUCUGAUCCUGCAGGAGUCGUACGACCGGAGGAAAGACGAGAUUCUCGCCAGACCCACAUCCCACGCCACCGUCCUCCAUCCGUUCAGACGAGCAGAGGGAUCCAGGUCCGCCUCACGCGUGUUUGAAACACUUUGA